Molecule: messenger RNA, 846 nt
Organism: Trichoderma aggressivum f. europaeum
Lineage: Eukaryota; Fungi; Ascomycota; Sordariomycetes; Hypocreales; Hypocreaceae
Exons: 2
Coding region: 1-846 (281 amino acids)
Biological process (GO): L-proline biosynthetic process
Molecular function (GO): pyrroline-5-carboxylate reductase activity
Source: RefSeq, a predicted model, not a curated record
AUGGCAGCGUCGCUGAAGAACAGCAAGUUGGCCUUCAUUGGCGGGGGCAACAUGGCCUCUGCCAUCAUUGGAGGGCUGGCCAACCAGGGCAUCGACAAGCAAAACAUCAUUGUCUCCGAGCCUUGGGAUGUCAACAGAGAGAAGAUUGCGGCUACCGGUGUGCGGACAACUACCUCCAACGUCGAGGCUGGCCAGGAUGCGGAUCUCAUCAUCAUUGCCGUGAAGCCUCAGGUGACUAAGACCGUCUGCCAGGAGCUGGGCGCAUCUUGGGCUCACCGUGCUACCUUGCCUAUUGUUGUAAGCAUUGCUGCUGGAAUCACCCUUGACAGCUUGCGGGAAUGGACCAAGACGAGCGAGGGCAAGACGGCGCCAAUUGUUCGUGUCAUGCCGAACACACCCGCGCUUGUUGGAGAGGGCGCAUCGGGACUCUAUGCAAGCGAGGACGUCAAGCAGAAUGAGAAGCAGCUUGUCGAUGCUCUUCUGGGAAGUGUCAGCAAGGCUACUGAGUGGGUGGACAAGGAAGAGUUGCUCGAUGUCGUGACCGGAUUGUCUGGAUCCGGCCCUGCAUACUUCUUCGCCAUGGUUGAACACCUUAUUGCUAGCGCAACUGCUUUGGGUCUUCCGAAAGAGCAGGCCACUAGGCUGGCGAAGCAGACGUGUCUGGGAGCUGGCCAGAUGCUUGUCACAUCCUCAGACGAGCCAGCUCAGCUACGCAAGAACGUCACCAGCCCCAAUGGAACGACCUACGCUGCUCUACAAACAUUUGAAUCAUUGAAGUUCGACCAAAUCGUUGACAAGGCUGUCAAAGCUGCCACUUCCAGAGCUGCGGAAUUGGGUAAAUCAUAG